Molecule: messenger RNA, 996 nt
Organism: Spinacia oleracea (spinach)
Lineage: Eukaryota; Viridiplantae; Streptophyta; Magnoliopsida; Caryophyllales; Amaranthaceae
Exons: 2
Coding region: 1-996 (331 amino acids)
Source: RefSeq, a predicted model, not a curated record
AUGAUGAAGGCGCCAAAAUGCGUCGAGAAUAUCGACGAAUGCAAUGAUCUUGUUAUCUCUUGGAUAUUAACUUCUCUGGAACCUUCAAUUGGAAGGAGUGUGUUGAAUCUUAGAACAGCAAGGGAAAUUUGGCUUAAUUUAGAGAAGAGGUUUUUCCAGUCUUCUAGUCCUCAACUAUACACUAUUCAACAACAAUUCAGUGAUCUAAGUCAAGAACAGAAUGAAGAGAUAUCGAGAUUUUUCACUAAAAUCAAACUAUUGUGGGAUCAGCUUGAUGGAUUAGAUCAUAUUCCUGCCUGUACAUGCACUAGAUGUAGUUGUACUCUUACCUUGAAGUUACUGAAGAUACAACAGAACCAAAGGUUGAUACAGUUUUUGAUGAAACUAAGCCAGAAAUUUGAUCACUCUAAGAGCACUAUACUCAUGAUGAAUCCACUUCCUACAAUCUCUAAAGCUUAUGGUCUGCUACUUCAAGAGGAACAACAGAAGGUAGUUUACACAAGCAGAACACAGCUUACAACAGAAUCUGCAGCACUUGCAACUAGGAGAUUCAAUGACAACAAGCCUUAUAAAAGUCAGUAUACACCAGGUACAAGAAACGUCCCACAGAACUCAACCAACCAGUCUAGAAACUUCAGUUACAACAGAAACAACUUAUUUUGUGAACAUUGCAAAAUGAAAAAUCACACAAUAGACAAAUGUUGGAAGUUGCAUGGUUAUCCAAAAGAUUUUAAGAAUAAAGGCAAGAGAGUGGCUGCAGCAGCUCAGCUAGAGGAUUAUGUAAACAAGGAGAACCAAUCUGAAGAUAAUCCAGGAGUCAUACAUGCUACUUUCACUGAAGAACAAUAUAAUCAGCUAAUGAAAUGUUUCAACAUUCAACAUGUUUCUAACCAAGCUGAGAAUCAUGGCUCUAGCUCUCUUGGUUUAGCAGCCACUUCUCAAUUCAAAGGUGUACAUUCUGCCUCUAAUCUGAUUUCAAAAGAAAGUGGAUCCUAG